AUGAAAAGCAGAGAAAAAAAUUCACUACAUAAACAAUUGUCCCCUUGUUUGAAGGUUCAAGCUCAAGUGCGACAUGCAAAACUCAACUUUGACAAACUGAAGACUGAUGUCUGUCAAAAAGUGGAUCUUUUGGGAGCAAGCAGAUGCAACCUCCUUUCUCAUGUGUUAACAACAUAUCAGACAACACUUCUUCAUUUUUGGGAAAAAACUUCGCACACAAUGGCAGCCAUCCAUGAAAGUUUCAAAGGUUAUCAGCCAUAUGAAUUCACUAUGUUAAAGAGCUUACAAGAUCCUGUGAAUAAACUAACAGAAAAAGCAGAAAAGGAAGACCUGCAGAUUGAGAGGACAAGAUCAGUACAAGAUCAGCAGAGUCAGUUGAUUUCAUUAGAUGAGGAGAGCCAUACCAAGGAAUCAAACUAUUCAGGUGCCAUAGAUGACUUAUUAGACCUGCAACCUGAAGAAAAUGCUUCAAAGGAUCAGUUUGUGAGGUCUUUGGAGUCAGAACCUGGUGAUAAGGAUGACCUAGUAUUACUGAAUGAGAUCCUCAACGCUUCCUCCCUGGAUGAGGGGGAAUUCAGCAAAGAGUGGACAGCUGUUUUUGGACAGGUUGCACUUGCUGAUCUCACCAUGAACUCUUCAGCUGGAGAUGUGGAGAACACUUCAUCGUCUGUGGCACCGACACCAUCAGGCUACUUGCCCUCACAGCUGUUAGACCAAAACAUGAAUGACUUGCAGUCGUCUUUACAUGGAUGGGCAGCUAACAGUGUGAGCCCACCGUCUAUACCACAGCCAGCACAGAAACCAAACAGCCUGAAUGUGAAUGCUAACAAGACGCCUGUGAAAGAACCUGCAAAGAAUCCUAAAGACUUAACUGCCUGGUUCAGUCUCUUUGCUGACCUUGACCCAUUAUCCAAUCCUGAUGCUGUUGGGAAAACUGAUAAAGAACAUGAAUUGCUUAAUGCAUGAGUCAGCUGCCUAUGGUAACUCACAUUCUUCCAUUCAUCAACACUGUUUUGGGGUUUAAAAAAACUAAAUAAAAACUAGUAUGCUGUUGUGAAACUAUGAAGUAUGUGCCAUGAUAAUAAAACUAAAGGGAAUGAAUCCCCUUUUAUAUAGGUACAGUUAUUUGCUCUUGUUUUGUAUAAAGAGUUCGCAUUUAUUUUCUACGUGGAUUUACAAAAAUAAGGUUAAGGAUUAGGGCAGAUUUCUUGACAAAUUAGAUUAUUUGCUGAAACACUGUCUUUGCCUGAGGUGAUGCGGAACUAACACUGGAGUGAAAUACAAAUUCCAAACCUAUUUUUUUAUAACAUUUCUUGAGUAAAUAAAAAAAAAAAAACAUGUAACUGAGGAGGCUGCACGAGUCAAACAUCUAUUAUGUAUAUACUAUAUAUAUUACUGCUAUGUUAAGAUGUCAGCUAAAUUUGUUCUGUUAGUGCUCACAGUGAAAAAUCUGUGCUGGGGCUAGUUAUUGAAGAAAUACAUUUGGGUCUGUGCAGCCGUGGAAAUUGUGCCCUUUCUGAUUUAACUUACUAGACGAACUGCACUACAUAAAGAGAAGUUAUGCCCAGCACACUUCUUUUCUGAGCUUUUUCUCCAUUGCACCAACAGAAUUUGCACCUGUUUGCAGAAGUUGCUUGCAACUGAUGCUUUACCAUGCUUUCAAAAUAUUCAUAUUUCUGUUCAGAGUAUUUUUCAUCCAACUUAUUUCUGAAGCAUGUGUUAUUUUGAGCUUGUUGCGACAUUAACUCUUUAAUAAAAUGAUUUUGACAAAAA
This is a messenger RNA of Cariama cristata (Red-legged seriema), 1773 nucleotides long. RefSeq names its product islet cell autoantigen 1, 69kDa (gene ICA1). Gene Ontology annotation, biological process: regulation of transport. Gene Ontology annotation, molecular function: protein domain specific binding. Gene Ontology annotation, cellular component: Golgi apparatus. The record is from RefSeq and is a predicted model, not a curated record. NCBI's taxonomy places the organism in Eukaryota, Metazoa, Chordata, Aves, Cariamiformes, Cariamidae. Bases 1 to 966 code for a protein of 321 amino acids. The transcript has 8 exons.